CUGCUACCGGAUUGCUAUAGGCUACAGCAGACGUGAAUGCUUGUAGAUUAAUGAUCGAAAGUUAAAAGAGGAAUCGAUCUUUAUACCGAUUACGUGUCGUUGAAAUGCCAACCGAACUGCCAAGACGCAUGCACACAACGCCACGUCUGUGUUCCAUUUAGAUCCGCUGAAUCCGCGGUCUCCGCUCACAUGCUGCACUACCCGUUCGGUACAAUGUAUCUGGACUGUCUGGGACUCGUCUACGUGUAUAAUAGCAGGCCUAUACACUGUAUUAUAGACAUUUAUAUCUGGAUUUAUAAUUUGGUGUGGGCAUGGGGUUUUUUAAUGUUUGGGCAAGGAAACGUCCACCAGGCGCAACGGGGGUUUUGUAGACCAGAGUGACACCUGAAGUGGCAUUUGAAUGUGUAAUUUAUAGCGCUGACUUCAGCUGUGAAAAUGAUCUCAGGAGGGCUCGUCGUGACAGCUUUUUCCGUGCACUUGCGGAUACGGAAGGUGUACGUUACAUUGGCAGUAGUAGCACUGGGGCGCUCAUGUAGGGAGGCUGUUUGUUUAAUGUUUGAAAAAGAUGGGGAAGAAGCAUUUGGGGAAAUGUCAACGCCAAACGAAUCCCUACAUUACCUCAUAAAGUACAACAUGCGCAAAAGUUUGGAUCUGGACCUGGACGGUUGCUACUUGCAGGUUGGCAGGAAGGAAUCUCUCCAGGAGUGUGGCUUCAACGCCACAGCCAAGACCAUCUUCAUCAUUCACGGCUGGACGAUGAGCGGACUGUUUGAGAGCUGGAUGACCGAGCUGGUCUCUGCUCUGAUUCAGCGAGAGACAGAAGCGAACGUGAUCAUCGUGGACUGGAUCUCGUUGGCUCACCAGCUGUACCCAGACGCGGUUAACCACACCCAACGUGUCGGCCUCAGCAUCGCACAAAUGCUCAACUGGCUUCAGGAUGAGCACCAGCUACCUUUGAGCAACGUGCAUCUGAUUGGCUACAGCCUGGGAGCCCAUGUGGCGGGCUACGCCGGGACAAACGUACGGGGAACUCUCGGCCGGAUCACAGGGCUUGACCCGGCAGGACCCAUGUUUGAGGGGGUCGGGGAAGGCAACCGGCUCUCUCCGGACGACGCCGAUUUCGUAGACGUCCUGCACACGUACACCCGGGAGGCGUUGGGCGUGAGCAUCGGCAUCCAGCAGCCAAUAGGGGACAUCGAUAUCUACCCCAACGGCGGGGAAGUGCAGCCCGGCUGCAGCCUGGGUGACGUGCUAGCGGUGGCAGGAAAUUUCAUGGAGGUGAUGAAGUGUGAGCACGAGCGCGCCGUGCACCUGUUCGUGGACUCCCUGAUGAACAAGGACCACAUGAGCUUCGCCUUCCAGUGCACCGGGCCCGACCGCUUCAAGAAGGGCAUCUGCCUCAGCUGCAGAAAGAACCGCUGCAACAACAUCGGAUACAACGCUAAGAAGAUGCGCAAGAGGCGCAACAGCAAGAUGUACCUGAAGACCCGCGCCGACACACCGUUCGGAGGUUACCACUACCAGAUGAAGAUGCACAUUUUCAACAGAAAUCAUUCGGACAACGCGGACCCCACAUUCCACGUCAAGUUGUAUGGGGCUCACGACGACACAGAAAAACUCUUUGUUGACGUCCCUAACGGUGUGGGUCUGAACCUGACCAACACCUUCCUGGUGUUCACUGAGGAGGAGAUCGGAGACUUGCUGAACAUCACCUUGAGCUGGGAAGCACCAUCUGACUCCUGGAACUCUUUCUGGAAGUCCCUCAAGCAGUCCUUCUCGAAUAAGACCGCCACACCCGUUCUUGAAGUACGACGGAUCCGUGUGAAGGCUGGAGAAACUCAGAAAAUGUUCACCUUCUGUGCCCACGACAAGACGGAAAUAUCCCCGGGGGAAUCGGUGAGCUUCGGAAAAUGUCGUGAUGGCUGGGAAGUGAAACCGAGAAAAAGACUGGUUGCAUAAAGAACUCUGCUCUUCCAAGAGGCACUGCAGCGUCAUAAGGGGACCCAACAUGGAACAGCAAGGAGGACUUCCGUCUCCUUAUUUGAGCACUUCCGACUCUUUAUUUGAGCACUUUCGGAGGAGGAGGAGGAGGAUCAGCAAACUGUGGCAGGGGCCAUUCUGGCUCCUGGACUGUGAACACGCCAGGAUAGUUUCCAUUGGUCGCUGUUCAUAACAACUCUGGGCUAUUCUCCAGCGUUGUAGCCAGACAACGGCAGUGAAUGCGGGCCAAACGAGUUUGGUUUGGCCCGGAGGGGGCUUUCAAGAUCGUUCCUUUUUAUAUGAACUAGUGUCAACUUGGCACUGGGGAAGUAGUGUACAGAUCAGUGUCAAGAGGACAUUCACCGGAAAUGUAGUCGCUUUACUGUGUAAUCUUUUUAAUAUUUAUUUAUGCAGGUUCGAUCUGCACGACCAAGUAUUUAUCAAAUGCACACGUGUGUGUGUGUUUGUGUGGGUGUGUGUUUGUGCGUGUUUUCUGCCGAGCGAGAUAUCAAUACACUGUAAAUGAUAUGAAUUGUGUGUCAUGUGUAUUAGGGGAUGUGUAUAUUAAAUUUUCAUAAAUUAAACUUAUUUGUACUAAC
Molecule: messenger RNA, 2579 nt
Organism: Gadus morhua (Atlantic cod)
Lineage: Eukaryota; Metazoa; Chordata; Actinopteri; Gadiformes; Gadidae
Gene: lipg
Product: lipase, endothelial
Exons: 10
Coding region: 436-1959 (507 amino acids)
Biological process (GO): lipid catabolic process
Molecular function (GO): protein binding; lipoprotein lipase activity
Source: RefSeq, a predicted model, not a curated record